AUUUUUCUUCUCUCCAUCUCAUCUGCAUUUUUUGCAUCUACAAACUUCGUCCUUUCGCAUCAACCUCUAGGAGGAUAUGAAUUGUCAAAAUCUCGUCCAGACCCUGAUAGAGUCCUUUAAUGCCUUAGCCGAUGAAGUUCAAAAUCUGAGCGACAGACAAACUGUCUUGGAGCAUAAGCUCCGAUAUGCUCAUGAACAGUUUCAAUACUUAGCCGACAGAUAUGCCCCGGCGGCGCCAGAGAUCUCGGAGACCUUACUAAAUUUGCAAAUUCCUCCCGAACUGCAUAACCCAUCCCUAGCAAAUAAUAGCUUCGUUCCUUUACCUAAGAGGAAAACCUCCGAUUCAAAACAUCAGAUCGCUGUUAUUAUCAGGGAAGGGAGACGCGUUGCCUCAUCUCUGACAGCUACUAGCAAGAGCAGUCGGUCUAGUAGAGACAGCUUCCCUCCAACGACCAUGACUACCCUUUCGACUAUUCUCGAGCAAGAUUUCACUGUCGAAGGGAAGAAGGGCAACUUGAAUUGUCCCUUCUCUCAACGGAAUUCCAAUACGGAAGAGAAAAAGGAUGGCGCACCCAAUGAUCAACCAAGCACAAUCCCACACGAUUCUCAGGAUCCUAUCUGUUUAGCUAUGGGAGACGAUCCAUCUUCGCAGCCUGCAGCUUCCAAAUGCCCAAUCCGCUACCUGGAUCAGCACUCGCCUGAAGAGAUCGCCCAUUACCUAGAGACCCACAAACAUGAGUUACCGAGAAGUCACGAGGUUUGCGUGAGGAGAUAUCAGAAAAACGAGGACCACAUCAAGAAACUAGACGCCAAGUACGGCAAUCUUGCUAGCAUGGUUGAAGGUCUUAGUCGGAUUCAUCAACCUAUGUUACCUGAGCAGGACACACGGCCUCAGAGCGAGGUCGAGAGGACUUCAAAUGAGCGCGUUGAGACUUGGGCUCAGACAGUCAGUGCAACUGUCACAGAUGACCCGGACCGUACUGUCCCAGAGCGUGAUGAAGAUUCCGAUAGACAAAGCCACUUCGACAGGCCCCUCAAGGAGGUCCGUGUAGGCGAAUCUCCGAGCCGUCCCUGGGGUAUUUCGGUACCGAUCUUUGAUGCUCCUGUUAAUGGAAAUGGCUUGGACCGACCCGAAUCUCCUCCACCAGCACCUGUUAAGAUCCCUUCAUCACUAUCUCCAGAACCAGAUGGAACGCCGGUGAAGAAGACUGGGAAGUGUCCCUUCGAUCAUACGAAGAUGGCGGGAAUGAUGAAUGACUCGAGCCCUGUCAAACGCGAGGACAAAAGCUCUAUCAGACUUGCCGAUAUACCAACAAGCAGCCAAACUUCUAUCCCCGCACAUGAACCGGCUCUUGCAGCGAGCCAGCCGCCUCAACCUGCCUUUAUCAACCCAACUGAGGCAGAUUAUCGCAAGCAAGAUAAUAGGCCGCAGAUGCUCUUUACAGGUCCUGUUUUCAUCGGUUAUCCCAUUGAGGAUGCGAUCAGGUUUAUGCAGAGCUUCCAAGGACAGCAGUGAUACCUGUUGAGCUUGCUAUUGCAUAGCAAAUCGAUGGAUUCAUAUAACGAGCUACGACUUGAGUUUAUUGAUUCGUUAUGCUUUUUAACGUUGUUUUAUUGCCGAGCAAGGGUUUAUGUGGAAUUUGGCUAUUUGUGUUUGCUACUCACUGGAGCAAUUCGCUCUUAUGAGUUUGAGUCUUUACGCAACGAAAUGAAUUAGUAGCAGGCGGUGUUUUUUUUUUCUUGAUUACGGUCGCAUUAGUUAGGCGUUAGGAGAUGGGAUAUGAGAUGCACAGGACUGAUGAUACGAUACCCCUCAAAGUAGGAAAUUGCUUUUAGUUGAUAGUUGAUAAUGACCACAAGACCAAUACCAGUAAUAUUGCAUUGCAACUUUUCU
This is a messenger RNA of Annulohypoxylon maeteangense, 1894 nucleotides long. RefSeq lists its product as uncharacterized. Bases 77 to 1516 code for a protein of 479 amino acids. The transcript has 2 exons. Lineage: Eukaryota; Fungi; Ascomycota; Sordariomycetes; Xylariales; Hypoxylaceae. The record is from RefSeq and is a predicted model, not a curated record.